UUAGUAUAUGAAAUCACUCAUUGUUUUCUUUUCUCUCUCACAGUUCAAACCAAAUUCAAAUAAGAAACAGAAAGAAGACCCUAAGCAGCAGCAGAGUGGUGGUGGUGUAAGGAAAAUCAUCGAAGAACAAAAUGAACAACUGCGACGGAAUUUUAAUCGACGAUUGGAACGACGACAUACUCAACGAGUUAAUCGAAGCUGAAUCCGCUAUCUCUUCGAAAUCCAAAACCCUCACCACAAACCCUUCUUCAUUUUCAUUCUCUAACCAUCAUCUUCAACCCCAACAACAACAACUUCAAUUACCACAAGUUUCCGAACGCUCUGUUAAUUUCUCACCUCCCCGAGAGCUUUCUCACACUCCUUCGUUUUUGGAUUCUUCCACUCCUAAACCACCUAUCGAUGAUAUGGACAUCGAGAUUGAUCAAUUUAAGCAAAAACAGAGGGAGCCUGGAAGUCCUUCAAAGCAGAUUGCAAAUACGGAAAAGGAGUGCCUCAAGUUAAAGAAAGAAAGAGGCACGAAAGAGGUUCAUCCCAAAUUCACGUCUUCCGAGAAUGAAGAAGAUAAUGGUCGUACUAAAUGUUUGAAAAGCAUAGACAAUGGCAGGGAUAUUGAAAUUCGUGCUCCUGACCAUCCUGAAGCCUCUUCAAAAUUUCAUAAUGGAAGAUCUUCAAACGGUCAAACUGUUGAGACAACUGCUAAAGCUAAAGGGGUAAAAACAGCAAUAGCCAGUCAUCAAGAAGCUGAAGAUCCUCCAAGUGAUGUUCUUUCUUCUUUUCAAGAAGCUAAAAGGGUCGAGACAACUGGUAAACCUAAAGGGGUUGAAACAAAAAUAGUUAGUCGUCAAGAAGCUCAAGAUCCUCCAAGUGUAGAUCUUUUUUCUUAUCUUGACCUCUCCCAGAAGUUGCUUACAGUAUGGAGGUCUCCAAGUGAAAAAUUGCUUGGAAGUGAUGUUAUAUCGAAGUUGUUUGCCAGUUGUCAAAAAGAUAUUCAUAUUCUUUUUGGUAACAUGAGCACGAGUCCGCCUGAAAUAACACGAAAAUUACAUACAGAUGUGAGCUCUUCAAAAGCAUCUUUGCAUUACGUCAAUGGUUGUUUCCAUACUCCCGAAACAACAAAGGUGUCACAUCUCUACCAUGCAUUGACAAAGGUAGCUGAUGGAACAGAUGUGUUGGAAACUUUGAUAGCACCGUUGCUUGAUCUAUGUAAUAUGGAAAAUGUUGCUAUUGUCCAUAGCUCUCUACGCAUACUGUAUACUCUUAUGAAGUUCCUACUGGAAUCGGAAAAGAAUUUUGGAAGAAGGGAUAAUGUCUUCAUUGAUGGAAUUUGCGUUGGGAAGGACCUUUUGGAUUCUGACGGGUUGGACGGUGUGAAGGAUCGAAAGCCUUUCAAUGAAGAGAUGUUAAGCAGAAAAGAAUGCUGGAACUAUCAAAGUGCCUUAAAACCUCAUGUGAAUUGGUCUAGUAUUUUUGACAUUUUGCAUCAAAUUUCUAUGAGAAUCACAGAAGAAAAUGUGAGAGUGGAGGCAGUGUCCAUUAUGAUUUUACUUUUCCUAAGGAGUACUGCUUACUUUGAGAGGGAGCAGUUUAACCAGAACAAAGUUUUUAAAACUAUUUCGGAAUUGCUUAAGAAGGAUGCUGGGCUACAUGUAAAAAAGAAAACUCUGCGACUUCUGUACCUAGUAUUAAAUUGUCCAAAACUGUUGGCCACUUUCUGCUGUGGUUGCAAAGAGGACAGUAGUAGCACUGUGGAUGACAACACAUCUGUGUCAAAUUUCCAAAUUUUCAACAUCAUCCUUCGAGGAUUGGCUGAUUGUGUUGCUUCCCAUGGAGGUGGUUUAGUGGAGUUGAAAAUAAGCAGAGAGGCUAUUAUCGUGCUAGCCUUCCUUGCAUCAUCGGGCCAAUCUGGUUUUGAAACCUUUAUUGCUCACAGGCUUUCUACAAGAGGUGUAAACUAUCUUAUGUCGAUUUUGCAAUUACUGGUAUCCGAGAUGGACUGUGAAUCUGGAUCCCACAAUGAACUGCCAGAAAUUUUUAGAGAGAGGACAUUUCUUAUGCGGGAGAUACUGAUAUUACUUAAUAGACUAGUAUCCAGUCCAUUAUAUUCUGCCACUGUUUUGCGCGGUUUAACAGACACCAGGGAUAUGGCUAGUUUGACAGUUGACAUUACAACCAGAUUGUCACGGAAAGGAAAUGAAAGUGAGCAGCAGGAGGACAGCAUGGUGAAUCAAGUAAGACGAAAUGAAAUUGUUGACCUUGCUCGCCUAUUCAAGAAAAGGGUAUUCACGUAAUUACGAGAUGAGUUGCUCUACCUUGCUCGCCUAUUCAAGAAAAGGGUAUUCACGUAAUUACGAGAUGAAUUGCUACGAAAUCUCUUCAAUUUUUUGUACAUAUAUGCAUGCAUGUAUCAUUCUACUUUGGUAGGAACUGGUGCAUAAAUGGUGAGAUGCAGAUAGGUAACAAAGAUAUGUCAGUCUUUUUGAGAGCCGAAUUCAUCUUCAUUUCUCAAAAGAAAUAGAGUUCUUCAUUAUUAUAGUUUUUAGCCGAUAGAUCUUUCGUAACGAAGAGCUUCAUUUCUUUUGAAAAAUAAUGAGGAUCUCUACCAUUUUUGAAGGAUUGCUUACACGUCAGAUUUGGACUAGUUUUGGAAGUUGCACCUUAGUUGAGGGGAAAUUUUGAUUGGCAUGAUGGAUACAUCUCCAUUCAAUUUUUGUAUAACUGGAAGAAUUUUUCAUGAUUUACUGUAUAAGCAAAUGAUAUCUCAGUGUUUCAAAA
Lathyrus oleraceus (garden pea) is the source of this 2772-nucleotide messenger RNA. Its product is annotated as protein SENSITIVE TO UV 2. The coding region runs from base 132 to 2288 and encodes 718 amino acids. The record is from RefSeq and is a predicted model, not a curated record. Gene Ontology annotation, biological process: DNA damage response. The transcript is spliced from 12 exons. NCBI's taxonomy places the organism in Eukaryota, Viridiplantae, Streptophyta, Magnoliopsida, Fabales, Fabaceae.